CCCAGGCCAGCAGGCUGACCCCGGACCCACGUCACCCUGGGCUGCCCGUGGCAGCCACACCAGCCCCUCCCGGCGGCCCUGAGGUCAGGGAAGGGAGUGCCUUGUCCAUGGUCUCUGUCCCUGACCCAGCUCCAAAACCCCCCAUGGUCCAGGCUCCACUAAGGCGGACCCAGGGGGCCCUGGCUGGUCACUCCGCCCUCCCUCUCUUGGGGCUCAGGCCCAGCCACGUGGUCGCUGGGUGGGCACAUUUCCCACAGAGGGUGGGCAAGAGCAGCGCCCAGACUGACCUGGCCCAGGAGGUGGAACAGGUGGGGCUGCCAGGCCCUCUAGGGUUGGGCCCAGGUGCUUAGGGAAGUGGGCAGCUCAUUGGCUGGGGGUGUGGGUGGCUGUCAGAAUUGGCCCUGCCCUUCCACACCUCCCAGCCCCGGUGUUCAGAGCAGCCGGGCGACAGGCAGGGGAGGCCAGGUGGCUGGGUCCUUCCACGUUAGACACCAUGGUGUCCCGGGGCCGGGCCCGCCUGGGCCCCCAGUAUGUGGGCCUCUGGGACUUCACGGCCCGGACAAACCAGGAGCUAAGCUUCCGGGCAGGCGACCUCUUCCACGUGUCCCGGAAGGAGGAGGAGUGGUGGUGGGCCACGCUGCUGGACGCAGAGGGCGGGGCCCUGGCUGAAGGCUACGUGCCCCACAACUACCUGGCCGAGAGGGAGACGGUGGAGUCUGAGCCGUGGUUCUUCGGCUGCAUCUCCCGCUUGGAAGCCUUGCACCGACUGCAGGCAGACGGCACGGAGCCAGGGGCCUUCCUGAUCAGGGUCAGCGAGAAGCCGGGCGCCGACUAUGUCCUCUCAGUGCGGGACAGGCAGGCCGUGCGGCACUACAGGAUCUGGAGGUGUGCUGGCCGGCUGCACCUCAGCGAAGCCGUGUCCUUCCCCAGCCUGGCCCAGCUCGUGGGCCACCACCAGGCACACAGCCUGUCCAAAGGCCUGCGGCUGACUGUGCCCUGCUGGAAGCACGAGCGGGAGCCCCUGCCCCUCUGUGCCGACUGGGAGCGGCCCCGGGAGGAGUUCACGCUCUGCAGGAAGCUGGGGGCCGGCUACUUCGGGGAGGUCUUCGAGGGGCUCUGGAAAGGCCAGGUCCGUGUGGCCAUUAAGGUGAUUGCCCGAGACGACCUCCUACACCAGCACACGUUCCAGUCGGAGAUCCAGGCCAUGAAGAAGCUUCGGCACAAGCACAUCCUGGCGCUGUAUGCGGUGGCGUCCGUGGGGGACCCCGUGUACAUCAUCACAGAGCUCAUGGCAAAGGGGAGCCUGCUGGAGCUCCUGCGGGAGUCUGAUGAGAAAGCCCUGCCUGUCUUGGAGCUGGUGGACAUUGCCUCCCAGGUGGCCGAAGGCAUGUGCUACCUGGAGUCGCAGAAUUAUAUCCACCGGGACCUGGCUGCCAGGAACAUCCUCGUGGGAGAGAACAACAUUUGCAAAGUGGGGGAUUUCGGGCUGGCCAGGCUCAUCAAGGAGGACAUCUACCUUUCCUACGACCGCAAAAUCCCCUACAAGUGGACCGCCCCAGAGGCGCUCUCCCGAGGGCACUACUCCAUCAAAUCCGACGUCUGGUCCUUCGGGGUUCUCCUCCAUGAGAUUUUCAGCAGGGGCCAGACGCCCUAUCCAGGCAUGUCCAACCACGAGGCCUUCAUGAGAGUGGACUCUGGCUACCGCAUGCCCUGUCCCCCCGAGUGCCCGCCCAGCGCCCACAGGCUGAUGCUCGCGUGCUGGCACCGGAGCCCUGAGCGGAGGCCCUGCUUCCGAGCCCUGCGGGAGCAGCUCUGCAGCUUCACCAGCUACGAGAACCCAACCUGAGUGCCGAGUGUGGUCCUCCCCACCCACUGCCUGGAGGGGGGCAAAGGCACGACAGCGCCUAGAUCCAGACUGUAUACUCGGGGCAGGAAGCUGCGUCAGCCAGCAGGGCGCCCUGCCCUGGGCAGAGAUGCUCUGCGGCCUGGAGCCGAGACUGCCUCUUCUGAGACACCAGCACCAGAAACAUGCCAGGCCCUCCCACCUGCCUCGACGUGGAGCCGUGCAGGAGUGGGGAGCGGAGCUGUGCCUGGCACUGACCCAGUCCAUCAGCCGUCAGGACCAGUGCUUGGCCCUCCAGCCAGUACAUGGUGGAAACCUGGGUCCUGGCUGUGCCCUCCUUUUGCCAUCUGGCCCCUGCCUGCCCCGACUCGAGGCUGGGAAGACACCCCAGCACUCAAACAGGCUCUGCUGGUGGUUGGGCGCUGUCACCUACCAUCCCAGGAUCAGGUGGCUGCCCCAGUCUCCCUGCCAUUGUUCUCAGGAGCUGCCUCCGAAGGCUCUGGGGCCUGGUCUGGACACUAUGGCCAGAAAGAUGGGGUGGGGCACUUGCCCAUCCAGCUCUGGGACCACAGGAGAGCCUGGGUAAGCCCCCCCAGUGGCCUUGGAAUAGACUCAUGCAGCUAUCUAUAGCACAGGGUGGGAGGGGAGGGGGCGGGAGAGGAGGGCUCCCUCAGCAGCCAGCUGAGUCCCACCUCACACCAUGCCCCCACCCACUAAGCUGCCCUCUCCUGGCCAACAGAUGUGGUCAUUCUGUUGGCCACUGAGACCUGUGGACACCAGGCAGGCAGACAGAUUGCACAACCACCCUUCCCAGCUCCCUGAGCUGGACUUCGCCCAAAGCUGGGCUGCCUGUGGCGAGGACACCCCACUCCCCCGCCCUUAGCUGUAAGUGCCUGGGGUCAUGGCCCGACCCCUCCUGGGCUGGGAGGGCCCUGCUCAGUGUCCUACAGGAGCUAGCGGUGGCACUUAUGGGAAAUCACCUGGCAGACAGUGUGGCUCAGUGCUUGUUCCAUACCAGUUGGUAGGGACAACCUUUGCCUGUCCCUACCCCUCCCUCCCUGGUAUUGAGGGGCCUCAUGUCUUUCAAGGGGCACCAGGUCCCUCUAGCUGACAGCUCCAAAACCCAGAGCCUCCCAGAGGCCAAGGGGCAGGGGCUGAGUGACCUAGUAGACAUGACCUCAGGGUUACACAGAUCACGGACCACCCACUCUCCCAGGUGCCCACCUCUCUCAGGCACAAGGCUCCACACUCAUCACAGCAGCUCACUAGGGGUGGGGGAUCGGCCAGGCCUGAGGUAGCCCCCCAGCAAGGAGUCCCUGGGGCAGGGCCAGCUCCCCACUUCCACCAGGAAGUGAGGAGGUUGAGUGACUUCUCCCACUGCCUGGACACACAGCUCAGGAACACGAUCAGGGAUGCUGGCUUCUUCUCAUUUAUUUUCCACUUGGUGCAAGGCACAUGGCUAUGGGGUGUUAGGCAGGCUUGCGUGUGGCUUGGGUAGUAAAGAGUGGGGCUCUCUCAA
This is a messenger RNA of Myotis myotis, 3362 nucleotides long. It is a transcript of the gene PTK6, whose product is annotated as protein tyrosine kinase 6. Gene Ontology annotation, biological process: innate immune response; protein phosphorylation; cell surface receptor protein tyrosine kinase signaling pathway. The record is from RefSeq and is a predicted model, not a curated record. The coding region runs from base 494 to 1846 and encodes 450 amino acids. NCBI's taxonomy places the organism in Eukaryota, Metazoa, Chordata, Mammalia, Chiroptera, Vespertilionidae. Gene Ontology annotation, cellular component: extrinsic component of cytoplasmic side of plasma membrane. The transcript has 8 exons. Gene Ontology annotation, molecular function: ATP binding; signaling receptor binding; non-membrane spanning protein tyrosine kinase activity.